CAUAUUUCUCUCUCUAAAAUUUCGCUCUAGGAAAAACAGAAAAAAUCUUGGGUUGUCCGAAAAUCCGUGAGCUGAAGCAGAAGCUUAAACUUUUGCUCUUUUGCUAACCCAAGCAAUAUCAACAUUCUUCUGUCACUGUCAGUUGCUUUUAGAUUUAUUUACUUAUAUUUGAUAAAAUUCUCAAUUAUUUCAUUUUCGAGAUCACGGGGCAGUUGAACGACCUUGUUUUAGUCAAAAUCGACGGUUACGAUUGCAUGCCCGACGACCGGAGUUCGUUCCCCUCGCCAGAGCGACCGCCUGGACGACGUCGUUGGAAUCUAUGUGUAUUGGUGAGAUUAGGAGGCUAGGGUUUGCUGAUUCCGUUGGAUGCCUAUUGGGUGCAGGAUAAAUGCUUCUUGCCGGGGAUCUAGGGGUUUCGAGCCUUGUCCUUGUGGUCUCCCUUGUUCUUCCUUUGAUCGGCUUGUUCAUUAGGCGGAAAUGGCGGCUCUCUGUAGCCAGGCAAGCGGAGAUCAAGAGGCUUUUGAUUUUGGCCUCGGAGGAGGCCGCUAGGGCCGAGCUUGAGGCCUUGCUUGGAUACGGCACCAUUUCGGUCUCGCGGAACUAUCACCAAUGCGCAGUUUGCUUUUGUCCUACUACAACGCGGUGCGCCCGCUGUAAAGCCGUUCGAUAUUGUUCUGCUAAGUGUCAAAUUAUUCACUGGCGGCAAGGUCACAAGGAAGAAUGCCAUCCACCGUCCAUUGCAACACACCAGAAUCAUGAUGAAGGAAGUGAUUCUGGUCAGAAGGUGGUAGAGCAAGACCAAUAUGGAGACAGAUAUGAAAUUGAAGAAAAGCAGCAUACAAAGCCAACUGAAACAUCCUCCACAAAGCCUGCAUUGUCUAAUUCCACUAGCUCUUCUGUGGUUUUACAUGGGAAGGAUGAUGAUAUAAAGGUUGAGUUCCAUGCUGAUGGGGAAGGAACGAACUCUGCUUCUGAAUCUUCCAGUGUUUCAUUUUCUGGAUUUUCUUCUGCGGCUGGUAGUGAAUCAUCUGAUGAUAUUUCUGUGUGCGAGAGCAUCGGUUCAAAUGAGCCUGAUAAAUUUGAUAGAUCUUCAUCUGCUGAUGCUAAUCUUGACAAGUUUUGGACUGCCUCUGGUGUCAAUGAUGUGGAUCAAACCAAUCCAUCAUCCCCAAAAUUUGUUAGGUUGGUUGAUUCUGUAGAUAAAUUUACCAAAUUAAAUAAAUUAAAUCAGACAAAGCGUGAUCGAAGUGGAGAGAGUCAGUGCACAUCAACUAGUUCUUCAGGUUUGGGCAUCAGUGGCACAUGUGAGGGUUCAAUUGCAGAGCCCUGUGCAACUACUUCUGGUUUCUGGGGCAGUUCUCUUGAAUCUCUUGAUGCUGACAAUGAGUCUUUUCAGUCUACUCCUAAAGUAGCCAUUAACAGUGCCUCACUUGAUUCUGGAUCUUCCUUACAAUUUUCAUUUAAUUUGUCUGGGAAUGCUUCUUCCUCUCGUCCACAAGGCUCCAAGGCAAAAGAUGUCAAAUUGGAUGAUGCUCCUCAGGGUGCUCUUGGGAGUACCAAGGUUUCUGAUGGAGUAACUUUGUCACGAAAUAUUGGUUUAGAUGCUCGAAAGGUCAUCAACUCCCCAUCCUUGAAUUCUGAAUGGCCUAACCAUGUGGAGUGUGGCUCUAGCAGUAUUUCACAUGUCCCAAAACCUUUAGAAGUUAAAACUUCAUCACCUUCUUCCUUACAAUCUGGUUCCGAAAGUGGUUCAAUCAGUACAGAUGUUCCAUUUGUUAGUACCUUGUCAUCUUCAUGUUUUGAAAAGGCAGGCUCAAGUACUGUCAUUAAUGGCCCUAGCAAUGCUUCACAUCCAUUAAAGUCUGCUGAAGCUUAUUCAUCCAGUGCCAGAGUGCAUGCUGUUUCUAGCAUGAAAUCUGGAAAAAUUGGUGUUCAUGCAAAUGCUGCUACAUUACCUCCAGUUUCAAGUUGUUCUUCAAAUGGUCGACAUGGAUUGAAAACUUCUAUGUUGAAGGUUGUUGAUCAAUUCAGAGGAUCUAACUUGCCUAAACACUAUCCAUUGGGGGUUGGUAAUGAGGUUACUGGAAAAUAUAGUGAUAAGGGCCUUUUUCCUUAUGAAUCAUUUGUCAAGCUUUAUAAUUGGAACAAGGUGGAACUGCAACCAUGUGGCCUUGUAAACUGUGGAAACAGCUGUUAUGCCAAUGCUGUCCUCCAAUGCCUGACAUUUACUCCUCCUCUGACUGCUUACUUUCUUCAGGGACUCCAUUCCAAAGCAUGUGCAAAGAAAGAAUGGUGUUUCAGCUGUGAGUUUGAAAAUCUGAUUUUGAAGGCCAAGGAUGGGAAAUCUCCACUAUCCCCUAUAGGAAUACUUUCCCAACUACAAAAUAUUGGAAGUCAACUUGCUAAUGGGAAAGAGGAAGAUGCACAUGAAUUUUUAAGGUAUGCCAUCGAUGCAAUGCAAUCUGUUUGUCUUAGAGAAGCUGGGGUGGAUUCAUCAGGUUGUUCAGAAGAAGAAACAACUUUAGUAGGCCUAACAUUUGGAGGCUACCUUAGGUCAAAGAUAAAGUGCAUGAAGUGUCAAGGCAAGUCUGAGCGUCAUGAAAGAAUGAUGGACCUUACAGUGGAGAUUGAAGGCGACAUAGGAACCUUGGAAGAGGCUCUUCGGCGGUUUACAGCAACUGAGAUUCUGGAUGGAGAAAAUAAGUAUCAAUGUAGCAGAUGCAAAUCUUAUGAGAAGGCCAAAAAGAAGUUGACAAUAUUAGAGGCUCCCAAUGUCCUUACAAUUGCUUUGAAGCGAUUUCAGUCAGGUAAAUUUGGAAAGCUUAAUAAAGCGAUUCGGUUUCCUGAGAUUUUGAACUUGGCACCAUAUAUGAGUGGGACAAGUGAUAAAUCACCCAUAUACAGGCUCUACGGGGUGGUGGUCCACUUGGAUAUUAUGAAUGCUGCAUUUUCGGGUCACUACGUGUGCUAUGUUAAAAAUGUUCAAAACAAGUGGUUCAAGAUUGAUGACAGCACAGUAACAUCCGCGGAACUUGAAAGAGUUCUGACUAAAGGGGCAUACAUGCUUCUUUAUGCAAGGUGCUCACCCCGAGCCCCAAGAUUGAUAAGGAGCAGAAAUAAGACCAUUCCAUCGAGGGUCAAUUCAAAGAAUCUGUCAAAGUCUAGUUCUUCAACACAUUCUAGUCUUGAUGAAAGCUACCCUAGUUCAAUUCAUCCAGACUUUCCGGGGAGCAUUGAAUCUCUUUAUUCAAAAUACAAUCCGCUGCAAAGGAUUUCGGAAGAGGACUCAUCAAGUGAUAGUUCUUCACUUUUUAGCAGCAACUCUGAUGAAGGUUCCUGCUGUACUGAUAGCACACGAGAUUCUACCAGUGCUGAUGACUUGUUGGAUUCUGUAUUUGGUGAUUCAAUACGUGGUUGGAACAGUCCCUGGAGGAGUUCAGAUUCCGAUGCUUCUUCAUCUUCCUCAUCUUCUCCCCUUUACUCAAGGCAUUCACCCCUUGCUGAUUUAGACCGAUAUGCUUCAGGUUCGCCUGAAACUUGUGGCUCUCAAGUGGAAUAUACUGAUUCAGCCGCAGAGAAUGUUCCUUUGGACAGACGACCCAGUGGGAGUAGCGGGAGGCAAAAGGAUGAGGAAGGUAAGGGAAAUCAUCCUUUUUUCCACUCUGACACGAGUAAACAGUGUAGAAAGAUAGGUAGUAGUAGCUCUAGGGAAACUGACUCGGAGAGAUUAGGACGGGUUAACCCUCUAAAUGAUGUAUCUUUUAGAAGAUCAACAAGGGAAAGAACCAAUUAAAAAAAAAUUAUUUCAAGGUAGUUUUAUUUGGGAGGGGUUGUAUGUAUGUAAUGUACUCUUGUAGCUGGCUUUGUUUAAAGAAGCAGCCAUCACCAUUUUGUUCAUA
Theobroma cacao (cacao) is the source of this 3899-nucleotide messenger RNA. It is a transcript of the gene UBP16, whose product is annotated as ubiquitin-specific protease 16. The record is from RefSeq and is a predicted model, not a curated record. Gene Ontology annotation, cellular component: cytosol; nucleus. Gene Ontology annotation, molecular function: cysteine-type deubiquitinase activity. Lineage: Eukaryota; Viridiplantae; Streptophyta; Magnoliopsida; Malvales; Malvaceae. Gene Ontology annotation, biological process: protein deubiquitination.